UCAGUCUGGGAAGGACGGCAUCCCAUGGGCAGGACCCCACGUGGAGCAGGGGCAGAGAGUGACCGAGAAGGUGUGGUGGAGAUGAAGCGAAGCAGUAGGGACUGACCACAGCCCCCUCGGGGGGAGGAGAAAAGAAUGAUGGAUUUCAAAGAGGAAAUUAAACCCAUUUCUGAUGUAUGUAUUAAAGAAACCAGUUCUGCAUUAUCUACAAGAGCAGGAAUGUCAGAUCUUCAAGGACCACUGGUGCUUCCUGAGCUACCUGAACUGGCAGCCCAUGAGACUCACCACAUCUUUGUCAGUUAUAGCAACACUGAUUCAGCCUGGUCAAGGAACUUUAUCCAGAGUUUAGAGACUGUGAUUCCUAAUCUGAAGGCGUGUUAUCAUGAGAGAGACUUUAUACCGGGUAAAACCAUAAUUGAAAACAUGGUUGAAUCCAUUCAAGGAAGCCAGAAAAUAGUCUUAGUUCUCAGCCCUGACUUUGUCCAGAGCAGGUGGUGUCUUCUGGAAGCCAAUCUGUCUGUCUUCCAAGACUGUUUGGGAAGGAAGCCUGUGAUCCCCAUCAUGUUAGUGCCCUGUUUUGUGCCACUACACCUCACCCAUUUGACUUAUCUUGACACCAAUGACGUCCAAUUUUUAGAUAAAGUUGUCAAGGUCAUUUGCACUCCCAAUGACAAGAUGAGGAAUGCCACCAUGGUUCCUUAUAGCCCUCCAUCUCUCUACAAUGGGAAGUCCCUCCUGGCUCUACCUGCAGUGGAUGACCAGGUCAUUCCAAAAUGGAGAGGAGGCACAUUCAGUGAGGCACUGCCUGACCAGCUGAGUAUAGUCUGUGAAGAUACUGAGGUCUACAGAAAGGCCAUCCAGAUGAUUAAUGAGGUAUCUUCUAGGGUAUCACCUUGUACCUCAAUCAGUGUUGUCUCCGGGAUAUCAGUUUGCAUAUUGGGAAGCUUAUUUUUGAUGAUUGGUAUCUUCUUAUUUGUUGGGUUUGACCAGUACUCUGGUGAUUCUUAUACAAUUUUCCUGGGCUGUAUUAUGAUCUUUGCAACUCUGUGUACCUUUUCUGUUUUUGUUAAUUGUGCCUACAACUACAAAAUCAAAUCAGCUGAUGAGAAACUUCUGGAGAUGUCCCAAGCUGCUGGUGAGGCCAACUCACUGCUGAUAAAGAAUUCCCUUCUGGUUGGCUGUGAUUCCCAACUGAAGCUCCAGUUAGUCUACAUCUCCCUCGAGGGGUGCAGGAGUCACUUCUCAGAGAUUUUUAGAGAGGGAGAACCCUCUGCUGAAGAGAUGUUCCAGAGAGCCUUGCACUAUUUCUCCUCUGAUUAUGCCUGUUGUGUAGCCAAGAAGCAUUUCCAGUUCUCUUUCUUGGGGACAACACCAGGACACUGGGAUAAAGGGCCUUGUUUUUGCCAGUUUGUUUUCCACUGUAUGGAGAAAGGGUCCUGGUACUGGAAUAGUGAUUAUCAUCCAGAUAAAAGAGAACUGGAUUUAGGUUAGAUGCUGGUGAGGUUAUACUUUGAGCAGCAGGCAAGAUAAAUAUGUAGCGGACACUGGUAUCACUGUAUCACUGGUCCUUUUUUGUCUUGACAAAAAAAGAGCUUUGGGUAUAAGAAAGAGAAAGGGAUUGUAUUCUAUUUCCAUUUGACCCUCGAAGAAAUUCAACACUAAGGUAUCUGCAGGCAAAAUAUCUAUGGUGUCAAUGUCACAGGAAAAAAAAAGUCAUUUCUUCAUCUACUAAGGUAGCUACACUCAAGUACAGCCCACUUAUAUACUGCCGACAGGACAAAGGUUAGGGGAAAAAGAAGCAUAAACCACAAGGUGGUUGGCAGUGCAGACAUCUAGGCGUACAGAAGGUGUCUUGCUGAAGGCUAAUAAGGGGAAAAAUGUUCUCCAAAGAACAUCAUUUCCCCUCCAUUUCAGGCUUAUUUGCAGGGGAGGUAAAGUAAGUCAAAGAGAAGGCUGGUUGAUUUACUGUCUCUUGAGCACACCAUGUUCUUUAUUACAUGCCCUCUAAUUAAUCAUUUCUGUAGGUUGUACAAAUACAAACUGGACAAGUGCUCAUCUUCAAGUCUAGUCUUGAUAAAGCCCAUAAGGAAUUGCCUUGAUGUAUGCAAGGGUGGAGUAGGAAAAAAAAAAAAGUACUUGUGAAAAGUGCGGUAGUGGGCAGAACUGAACAGCAGUGGAAUUACCAGAGAUUGCUCAUCCCUUCUGGAGAGCAAGCAUCUUUAGAUACAUGAUGUAUGUGAUGCUCCCCUUUCUUUCUGGCCUGGAGAGCUCCAGUGAGAGCAGCUGGGAAACUCCAGUUGUCUGUCAGAAGGAUGAAACCUCAUCUCAUCCUUUUCAGGGGCAACAUUUUUAGUCCACACAGAGCAUUUACCAGGCUGAUUUCUUGCUACAUCAAGAAGUUCUCUCUUCAGCACCUGAUUGACUCUGUGAACUGCAGUGGUUACUUUCAGAUAGCAGUUAUCAGGUAUAUACAUUUACAAGAAAAGGGAGUGGAUGUUAUGCAGGGGCCUGUCUUACUGUGGCAAGGACAGGGUCUUAAAAUAACUGCUGAGAGGAGCCUGGGACAGUUGCACUGUUACUCUGUUAGUGUUGGGCACCACAGCUUGUGUGACUUCUCAAACUGAAAUUGCUGUCUGUACUGAGCUAUUCUAUGAU
Molecule: messenger RNA, 2655 nt
Organism: Cygnus atratus (black swan)
Lineage: Eukaryota; Metazoa; Chordata; Aves; Anseriformes; Anatidae
Exons: 2
Coding region: 136-1491 (451 amino acids)
Biological process (GO): inflammatory response; immune response; toll-like receptor signaling pathway
Cellular component (GO): membrane
Molecular function (GO): transmembrane signaling receptor activity
Source: RefSeq, a predicted model, not a curated record